Molecule: messenger RNA, 1671 nt
Organism: Nyctereutes procyonoides (raccoon dog)
Lineage: Eukaryota; Metazoa; Chordata; Mammalia; Carnivora; Canidae
Product: coagulation factor V-like
Exons: 3
Coding region: 190-1671 (493 amino acids)
Source: RefSeq, a predicted model, not a curated record
ACUUCAGCAGCUUCUACAGAUGUGACCACAUCCACCGGCUGGCCAGAAGCGAGCACGUCAAUAGCUUCUCCGGACAAGACCACAUCAACAGUGUCUCCAGAUGUGACCCCAUCAACAUCAUAUCCAGACAGGACCACAUCAGCUGCUUCUCCAGAUGUGACCACAUCAACUGCCUGGCCAGAAGCGAGCAUGUCAACAGCUUCUCCGGACAUGACCACAUCAACAGUAUUUCCAGACAGGACCACUUCAGCAGCUUCUCCAAAAGUGACCACAGCAACAGCGUCUCCAGACACCAGCACAUCAACAACUCCAGACGUGACCACAUCAAGAGCCUCUCCAGAUGCAAACACAUCAACAGCGGACUUGACCACAUCAACAGUAUCUCCAGACAGGACCACAUUAACAGUGUCUCCAGACACCAGCAUAUCAACAGCUUCUCCAGAUAUGACCACAUCAACAAUGUCUCCUCCAGAUGGGACCACAUCAACUCCCUGGCCAGAAGCAAGCACGUCAACAGCUUCUCCGGACAUGACCACAUCAACAGUGUCUCCAGAUGGGACCACAUCAGCAGCAUCUUCAGAAGUGACCACAUUAACAGUGUCUCCAGAAACCAGCACAUCAACAGCUUACCCAGAUGCAAGCACAUCAACGGCUUCUCCAGACACGUUAACAGUGUCUCCAGAUGGGACCACAUCAGCAGCUGCUCCAGAUAUGAGCACAUCACCAGCUUCUCCAGAUGUGACCACAUCCACUGCCUGGCCAGAAGCGAGCACAUUAACAGCUUCUCCAGAUGUGACCAUAUCAACGGUGUCUCCAGACGUGACCACAUCAACAAAGUCUCCAGACGGGACCACAUCAACAUCAUCUCCAGAUGGGACCACAUCAACAGAAUCUCUAGAAGGGACCACAUCAACAGCCUGGGCAGAUGCAAGCACAUCAACAGCUUCUCCAGACAUGAGCACGUCAACAGUGUCUUCAGACAUGAUCACCUCAACAGCUUCUCCAGAUGCGACCACAUCAACAGUGUCUCCAGACGGGACCACAUUAACAGUGUUUCCAGACACCAGUACAUCAACAGCUUCUCCAGAUGUGAGCACAUCAACAUCUUCUCCAGGCAGGACCACAUUCACAGUGUCUCCAGACACCAGCACAUCAACAGCUUCUCCAGAUAUGACCACAUCAACAGUGUCUCCAGAUAUGACCACAUCAGCAUCGUCUCCAGCUGGGACCACAUCAUCAGCUGUUCCAGACGCGACCACAUCAACCACUUCUCCAGACGUGACCACAUCAACAGAGUCUCCAGAAGGCACCACAUCAACAGCCUGGCCAGACGCAAGCACAUCAACAGCUUCUCCAGACAUGAGCACAUCAACAUUGUCUCCAGACAUGAUCACAUCAACAGCUUCUCCAGAUGUGACCACAUACCACAUCAACAGUGUCUCCAGAUGUGACCCCAUCAACAUCAUAUCCAGACAGGACCACAUCAGCUGCUUCUCCAGAUGUGACCACAUCAACUGCCUGGCCAGAAGCGAGCAUGUCAACAGCUUCUCCGGACAUGACCACAUCAACAGUAUUUCCAGACAGGACCACUUCAGCAGCUUCUCCAAAAGUGACCACAGCAACAGCGUCUCCAGACACCAGCACAUCAACAACUCCAGACGACCACAUUAA